Messenger RNA from Stegostoma tigrinum, 2732 nucleotides. RefSeq names its product cleavage and polyadenylation specific factor 3 (gene cpsf3). Gene Ontology annotation, molecular function: RNA binding; RNA endonuclease activity; 5'-3' exonuclease activity. The transcript has 18 exons. NCBI's taxonomy places the organism in Eukaryota, Metazoa, Chordata, Chondrichthyes, Orectolobiformes, Stegostomatidae. Gene Ontology annotation, biological process: mRNA 3'-end processing by stem-loop binding and cleavage. Gene Ontology annotation, cellular component: mRNA cleavage and polyadenylation specificity factor complex. The coding region runs from base 57 to 2138 and encodes 693 amino acids. The record is from RefSeq and is a predicted model, not a curated record.
AGGCGGUUUCCAGCCGGAGGUUUACUGGGGCCGGGCCGGAAGUGCCCAGGCCGGCAAUGGCGGCUAAGCGGAAAGCGGAGAUUUUUGUCCCGGCGGAGGAGAGCGACCAGCUGCUGAUCCGCCCGCUAGGAGCUGGUCAAGAGGUGGGAAGAUCAUGCAUCAUUGUGGAGUUCAAAGGAAGGAAAAUCAUGUUGGAUUGUGGAAUCCACCCUGGACUUGAAGGAAUGGAUGCACUUCCAUACAUUGAUUUGAUCGACCCUGCGGAGAUAGAUCUUCUCCUUAUUAGUCAUUUCCAUUUAGAUCACUGUGGUGCACUUCCAUGGUUCCUACAAAAGACUAGUUUUAAAGGCAGAACUUUUAUGACUCAUGCAACAAAAGCUAUAUAUCGCUGGCUGCUGUCUGAUUAUGUCAAGGUCAGUAAUAUCUCAGCAGAUGAUAUGCUGUACACUGAAUCAGACCUGGAGGAAAGUAUGGACAAGAUUGAGACCAUCAACUUCCAUGAAGUGAAGGAAGUGGCAGGUAUCAAGUUUUGGUGUUAUCAUGCAGGUCACGUCCUGGGAGCUGCCAUGUUUAUGAUUGAAAUAGCUGGGGUGAAGAUUUUGUACACUGGUGAUUUUUCACGACAAGAGGAUCGACACUUAAUGGCAGCAGAGAUCCCCAGUGUCAGACCUGAUAUUCUUAUAAUAGAAUCCACAUAUGGUACCCAUAUCCAUGAGAAACGUGAGGAGCGUGAAGCUCGAUUCUGCAACACUGUACAUGAUAUUGUAAAUCGAGGGGGACGCUGUCUCAUUCCUGUCUUUGCUCUAGGCCGUGCUCAAGAGCUGCUACUGAUUUUAGAUGAAUAUUGGCAGAACCAUCCAGAACUUCAUGACAUCCCUAUCUACUAUGCCUCAUCCCUGGCAAAAAAAUGUAUGGCUGUAUACCAAACCUACGUCAACGCAAUGAAUGAGAAAAUUCGCAAACAGAUCAGUAUUAACAACCCUUUUGUCUUCAAACACAUCAGCAACUUAAAGAGCAUGGACCAUUUUGAUGACAUUGGUCCAAGUGUAGUGAUGGCCUCUCCGGGAAUGAUGCAGAGUGGUUUGUCCCGAGAACUGUUUGAAAGCUGGUGCACCGAUAAGAGGAAUGGUGUCAUAAUUGCUGGUUACUGCGUUGAAGGCACACUUGCAAAGCAUAUUAUGUCAGAGCCUGAGGAGGUAACUACCAUGUCUGGACAGAAGCUACCAUUGAAGAUGUCAGUUGAUUACAUCUCGUUCUCUGCACAUACAGAUUAUCAACAGACCAGUGAAUUUAUCCGUGCAUUGAAACCACCACAUGUGUUGCUUGUCCAUGGUGAACAGAACGAAAUGGCCAGGCUGAAGGCAGCGCUUAUCCGAGAAUAUGAAGAUAACGAUGAAGUUCAUAUUGAAGUUCACAAUCCACGCAACACUGAAGCUGUGACAUUAUACUUCAGAGGCGAAAAGCUGGCCAAAGUGAUGGGCUCCUUGGCAGAUAAAAAGGCAGAUCAAGGUCAAAGGAUCUCAGGAAUACUUGUAAAAAGAAACUUCAACUAUCACAUACUUAUUCCAUCUGACCUAUCCAAUUAUACUGAUUUGGCAAUGAGCACAGUGACACAGACACAGGCCAUUCAAUACUCAGGAUCUUUCAUGCUCCUGGCACAACACCUUCAGAUCAUUGCAGAUGAUGUGGAAGAAAUCGAAGUUCAGGAAAAGCCAGCACUGAGAGUCUUCAAAGCUAUCACACUGGUUCAAGAGCCAGGCAUGGUUGUGCUGGAGUGGGUGGCAAAUCCAUUAAAUGACAUGUAUGCAGAUGCAGUGAUGACAGUGAUUCUGGAAGUGCAGUCAAACCCGAAAGCCCAGAAAGUUGUGCAGCAAAACUCAAGCAAAAAAUUUGACAAAGAAAUGUAUGCAAAGAGGCUAGAGAUUAUGCUCGAAGAUAUGUUUGGACAGGAAUGUGUGACUAAAUCUAAAACUGGCAAUACACUGUCUGUAACCGUUGAUGGCAAGGCAGCAAAUAUUUCUCUGGAUACACGGAUGGUUGUGUGCGAAGAGGGUAGUGUGGAGGAUGAACCACUUCGAGAAAUGGUAGAAGUGGCGGUUCAGCGGCUUUAUGAAACAAUGCACCCAGCACUCUUCUGAAAUUGUGAAAAACAGUAAUAACUGUGAACAGUCGUCCAGUUGUAUUAUUUUCAGAUUGCAGGAAGCAGUGUUCUCAUGACAUCCUGUUUUUGUUCUGUUAAACAUAUAAGUAAAUUCUACAAAUGAUCUACUUUAGUUUUUUAUUCAUUCAUGGCAUGUGUGCCUCACUUGCGAGGCCAAUAUUUACUGUCUAGUCCUAAUCAUUCUCAAAGGUGGAACCCUGCAGUCCUGGUGAAGAAGAAGAAUUUGGAUUUUGAUGAAACUAUAUUCAUUGUCAUUGAAAUUCAAAGUCAGCAAAGUUUUGCAGUGGGAAAAUACUGAAAAUAUGAAUUUUGUGAUAACCUUCAACAUACUUAAACAAACACGCGAGUAUAUCUAACAGUUUGACAGAAAAAGUGUCAUUUAGGCUGAAAUUACAGAGUGCCAUCAUUGGUAACUCUGCAGUUAUGAAUUAUUGUGUUCCUGAGAAAAUAUGCUGUUUGUCUGUCUUGGGUGGCAAGAUGGUAAAUAAUAAAUGUCGUAAUCUUAUCAGAUAAGUAUUGUGUCUGUCAAGUGCAAAAAAUUACUGCAGUUUUUAUUAAAAUAAAUAUUUUA